ACUUGGAGGGCAGGGUGGAGUCUGUUGUAUUUUUUUCGUGCACACGAAUGUCUCCAAAUUACGUUCAGAGUUUAUACCACGAGUUGCUUCCUUCUGAUUACCACUUAGGUAGAGUAAGCAUAACUGUGCCUUGCCCGAGGAAACCUUUUUAUUUUGUUUUAGAAAUCUUUAACUUUAAGUUUUUUCUUUCUUUUAACAUUAUUGUAACGUUGUUAAGAUCGGACUGUGUCUGCGAUAGUCUCUGAGGGAGCAACAGCGGAAGCAUUGAACAAGACACUAAUUUUUCACCAGAACAGAAAGCUAAAGACUUUCCCUCAAACAUUUACUAUGUCUAACUUCAAUUGGAAGCCUUUUGUGUAUGGAGGUUUGGCUUCCGUAACUGCUGAAUGUGGUACCUUCCCUAUUGACCUCACCAAGACCCGACUUCAGGUGCAAGGCCAGGUCAGUGAUGCCCAACACAAAGAGAUUCGAUACCGAGGGAUGGUUCAUGCCCUUGUCCGGAUAUACAAAGAAGAAGGAUUGAAAGCAUUAUAUUCUGGGAUUGCCCCUGCUGUGCUGCGGCAGGCUUCCUAUGGAACGAUAAAGAUUGGCACAUACCAGAGCUUCAAACGCCUGUUCGUUGACAACCCAGAAGAGGAGUCCCUGCUGAUCAACGUUCUGUGUGGAGUUCUGUCUGGAGUGAUCUCAUCUUCCAUUGCUAACCCCACGGAUGUAUUGAAAAUACGAAUGCAGGCUCAGGGACGCAUAAUGCAGGGAGGAAUGAUUGGCAAUUUCAUCGAUAUCUAUCGGCAGGAAGGAACUCGCGGCCUUUGGAAAGGGGUGUCCCUGACCGCUCAGCGAGCAGCCAUUGUGGUAGGAGUGGAGCUGCCAGUGUAUGACCUCACAAAGAAGCACCUCAUCAAGUCUGGGCACAUGGGAGACACCGUCUACACGCACUUUGUCUCAAGCUUCGUAUGUGGGUUGGCAGGAGCUCUGACUUCCAAUCCUAUUGAUGUAGUCCGGACUCGCAUGAUGAACCAGCGAAGCAUUCGGGGCGGGACCUGUGCAGGCUACAAGGGCACACUUGAUUGCUUACUGCAGACUUGGAGGACAGAAGGAUUUUUUGCACUGUACAAGGGUUUUUUUCCAAACUGGCUGAGACUUGGUCCAUGGAACAUCAUUUUCUUCCUGACAUACGAGCAGCUGAAAAAGAUUGAGGUGUAAAAACGAUGCUUUACUUGACUUGGAAGAAGGCUCAACAGAGACCAAAGCUGUAGUAGAUGUUUUAACCUGCACAUCUUCAAGGUUGAAAGGUGAUGAAUACAGAUUGCUGUCUGAAAAGAGGCCGUAACAUGCACUUGUAAUGUAACUGAAGUGGCCUUCAAUUCUAUUUAUUGCAUAGUAAGCUUUCAUUUGAUGGGGAAUGGUAAUGGUUUCCAUGUAUAUGGAGAAUAAUUGUUGUUGUUAUACCUCUUGGGUCCUAUUCACAGAUGUUUAACUCAUAAGUUAUUUUAAAGUCUAUUUUGAUUAAUGAUGUUUAAUAAUCCUAGAAUGUGUUCUAGACUGUUCUUGAGUUCCCUAAAAGCCUCCUAGAAAAGGAACCGAAAAUGUAUUUGAUUUGUCAAAAAGACUUUUAACAAAAACAGUCUUUACAUAACUGUCAUGAGGCUAAGCAAGGUGAGCUGUAUGCACUAUCUGCAUAGCAGCUGCUGUUGAAAGGUUUCAGAGUUUACUGCUCUGAACUAUGAUACAGGAAAAAUAAUGCCUUUUUCCACUUGACUGAGAGUGCUUAAUGCUUUAUAGUAUUAUGCUGUCUGUUAAUUUGGUAUUGCUACCAUGAUACAUAUUAUGAUUAAUGAAAGUUCACAAGGAUUGAAAAAGGUUUACAAAGCUUUUUUUUUUUUAAAUUUAGUCGUUGCCAAUUAGUUUUUUUUAUUCUUUUCUCCCCAAUUUGAAAUGCCCAAUUAUUUUUAGGCUCAGCUCACCACUACCACCCCGCACUGACUCGGGAGGGGCGAAGAUAAACACACGCUCUCCUCCGAAGCGUGUGCUGUCAGCCGCCCGCUUCUUUUACACUCUGCAGACUCACCGUGCAGCCACCUCAGAGCUACAGCGUCGGAGGACAACGCAGCUCUGGGCAGCUUACAGGCAAGCCCGCAGGUGCCCGGCCAGACUACAGGGGUUGCUGGUGCGCGGUGAGCCGAGGACACCCUGGCCGACCUAACCCUCCCUCCCCCCGGACAACGCUCGGCCAAUUGAGCACCGCCCCCUGGGAGCUCCCGUCCACGGUCGGCUGUGGGAUAGCCUGGACUCGAACCGGCGACGUCCAGGCUAUAGAGCGCAUCCUGCACUCUAGCGAGUGCUUUUACUGGAUGCGCCACUCGGGAGCCUUCAAAGCUUUUUUUGACUGUUUUAGGGUUAGCAGUUAAUUCAAUUUUAAACUUGAGAAUGUUUAAAGAAAACAACAACAACAAAAAAAAACAUUCUUAAAACCUUUUUUUUUCAAAUAAGGCCCUUUGCUUUUAAAUUAAGAAGAUGAUGAGCAAGUUGAAACAGACGAUUUGCUAAUUUUAUCCACAGUUCUGUUUAGUAAGUUCAGCUGUUACAGGGUUGGCUCAGGUGAGCGGUUAACCCAGACUUUAUGCCAGACUAUUAUCUUUAACCUAUUUUUUCUAAAGAAUGUAAAAAAAAAAAAAAAAAAAAUUAACCAGGUCAAAGAUAAAUCCAGAAUAGGAAGCCAGUUCAGUUCUCACUCCAUGUGGAUUUUAUUGUUCUUUGUCAUUCCAGAAUCACCCUUCUUGAUAACACUUCUGUUUCCUUGUUGUAUUUGUCAUUCCUAUCUUCCAAUGAGCGGAUUAUUGACGUCACACUUGCACUUUAUUAUAACAAUAUAUUCUCCAUAGAGAAAUCAUAAUGUAUCAGAUACAGUGGAAUCUCUUUAGUAUGACCAACAAAGGGGCCGAGUAAAUGAUUGUUACUGAGAGAUGGAUAUAUUGAGAUUUAAAGGAUCUGACCUUUCUAUACGGGGAUGGUCAUAAAGAGUUAACUAUUUAAGUAUGCAUACGCCGAGCUGAUACCAAAGAAACAUUUUGGAUGUGUUUUAUAAUUACUGUUUUUAUGAGAUAUAGAAAUACACACACUUUUAAUAUAGAUUAAAAGGCCUUUUCGUCUGAUUAAAAAGCUCUGUACCUUUUGAAUAUGAUGAUGUCAAGCGCACAAUCUUUCAAUAAUAAUUUUCCUGUUCAGUUGGACGUAAAAUAUCAAUGUUCAUCUAUUUGCACAGUUUAUUAUUUAUUGUAAAUUUAAAAUGGUGUAUAUUUGUAUGACAGCAUUUCAAUGGACACUGGCAGGAAGGAUUUUUGUAGUUUUAUGGCCAGGUGUUAAUGAGCACACAGAGUACUGAGUUUUUUUUACAAUGAAAAGUGUAUGUAGCAUUUCUUUUUGUUGUAUGUAUAAGCUUUAAACCUGUUUGGUUUUGGUGCCUGAACAACAUGUAAAAAAAAUAUUAUGCCCUAAAGAGACCAGACAUAUGAAUUUUAUUACCGGUUCACUGCCAGGGCAAUGUGCAUAGCAAACAUUUACUGCAGUACACUGUGGUAAAAGAAUAGUGUUGUAUAGCCCAAGCGUAGUGAAAGCACAUGCAAGCAUGGUGUAUAACUGGGAACUAUGGUAAAAACAAAAUUUAUAAUAAUAAAAACAUGGGUAAUCUAGUUAAAUUACAGUAAGAGCACAGUAUAAACAACCUGUAAAUAUACUAUGGUUAACUUCCUUAAGCAGUGCUCUGAUGUUAAAAAAAAAGUCUGCGUGAUGUUUGCUUGCCUGUAAGCCAUACCUGGGGAAAGUCUCCAAGCCUCCACUGUGCUUCAGUCCAACCCAGCUCUAAAGCAGGGCCUGCAGUACAAACAAGAUGUCAGAUGCAGUUGUUUUUGCUUCAGAUCUAACCUAUAGCUAGACAGGAGUCUAUAAACCAGACGGACUGUAUGAGAUCAGUGUUUCAGAUUUUAAAAUAAAUCGCAGCAAAAAAAAGCUGAAAAAAUCAAAUCACAUUUUUUUGUUUUCAAAAUGAGAGUAAAGAUCUAUUUUCUAAAGCACAAUUGAACAAAAUAUGCACAUAUUGUUAAAUAUAUUUCUUGUAUAUGCUUUUAAUGACUCCAUCACUCCACCAAUAUGCCUUGUUACCUUGUUUUAAUCAUACUGAGCCUCUUGCCUCUACCAGUAGGUGUCGCUAUUAGACAGUGCUGUAUGGAGAAGACAGAACUGUGAAAUCAGCAAAAAAGAAAUGCGUUGAGAAAUGUUCUGAAUUGUAUGUACAAAUAUAUUUCUAUGUCUUUAUACCAAUGUGUUAAACUGAAUAAAAUGCUUAAUAUACAGUG
Molecule: messenger RNA, 4352 nt
Organism: Acipenser ruthenus (sterlet)
Lineage: Eukaryota; Metazoa; Chordata; Actinopteri; Acipenseriformes; Acipenseridae
Product: kidney mitochondrial carrier protein 1
Exons: 10
Coding region: 328-1203 (291 amino acids)
Biological process (GO): mitochondrial transport
Cellular component (GO): mitochondrial membrane
Source: RefSeq, a predicted model, not a curated record